Girardinichthys multiradiatus is the source of this 6256-nucleotide messenger RNA. RefSeq names its product rho-associated, coiled-coil containing protein kinase 2a (gene rock2a). Gene Ontology annotation, biological process: peptidyl-threonine phosphorylation; regulation of cell junction assembly; smooth muscle contraction. The transcript has 33 exons. Gene Ontology annotation, molecular function: small GTPase binding; Rho-dependent protein serine/threonine kinase activity; ATP binding. Bases 707 to 4900 code for a protein of 1397 amino acids. The record is from RefSeq and is a predicted model, not a curated record. Gene Ontology annotation, cellular component: cytoplasm; centrosome; cytoskeleton. NCBI's taxonomy places the organism in Eukaryota, Metazoa, Chordata, Actinopteri, Cyprinodontiformes, Goodeidae.
GAAGGAGGGUUUCUCUCUAAGGAUAAGACUCCAAACUUUCCUCCCCUCUGUGUCCAUCUCUGUAGCCGUGUUCGGGUCGAAGAGAGGAGGAGGAGGAGGUGGAGGAAGGAGGAGGAUAAACGAGAAAAUGCUUGAAGAAUUUCAGACGGGGAAGUGUUGUUUGCCACAGGACGGACAUUACAGCCGCUUUUCGGGUGAAUUGUGACAGCGGCGCGGACAAAGUGCGACUCGGACGGUGUUGAAUGGCGGAGUUUUCUCCUAAAGUUGGGAUUUCCAAACGGUCGAAACCCACAGAGGGAGGAAAGAAGCAGGGGGAGGCGCUGAGAAAACGCCCUGCUGCCUGUUGCUGCUGCUAUCUCCAAAUUCAAACUUUCAAACCGAGUUGAGGGAAAAAUGCAUCUUUCACUUGACGGGAGGUGAAAAUCCAACACCGACGUCGUAUUAAAAUACUCCAAACUAGCUUGCUGCAUUAGUGACUGGUUUUGGGCAAUCUUGUGGGAAUAUUUUCGCUCAUUUUUUUUUUUUUCUUUACAUUUUUUGGUCAGUAUUCCAGUUGGGAGCUAUUUGGGUGGGCUGAGAGCCCAAAGGCUGCUCCUCCAGGCCUCUGGUCGUUAGCCAGGAACAAAAGAGGGGCUCCCAUGUAAGAUCCACACAGUUCCGAGGGAAACUUCCUUAUAAUCCCAGACAAACUUGGCUUUAAUCAACCAUGUCGCUGGGCGCCGAGAGGAGGAUGGAAAACCGGCUGAAGAGGCUGGAGGACAUGAUCAGAGACCCCCGAUCGGCCAUAAACCUGGAAAGUUUGCUGGACUCAAUAAAUGCACUGGUCUUGGACUUGGACUACCCGGCACUACGCAAGAACAAAAACAUUGAAACCUUCUUGAAUAGAUAUGAGAACGUUAUCGGGGAGCUUCGAGAUCUUCAGAUGAAGUCUGAAGACUUUGAAAAAGUUAAGAUCAUUGGUCGAGGGGCGUUUGGAGAAGUCCAGUUGGUCCGACACAAACCCUCACGAAAAGUGUACGCCAUGAAGUUGCUGAGCAAGUUUGAGAUGAUCAAGCGCUCCGACUCCGCGUUCUUCUGGGAAGAGAGAGACAUUAUGGCCUUUGCCAACAGUCCCUGGGUUGUACAGUUGUGCUGUGCCUUCCAAGAUGAGCACUACCUCUACAUGGUGAUGGAGUACAUGCCAGGAGGAGAUCUGGUCAACCUCACCAGCACCUACGACGUACCAGAGAAAUGGGCCAAAUUCUACGCGGCAGAGGUGGUGAUGGCUCUGGAUUCCAUCCACUCCAUGGGCUUCAUCCAUCGUGACGUAAAACCAGAUAACAUGCUGCUGGACAGACUCGGACACCUGAAGCUGGCCGACUUUGGCACCUGCAUGAAGAUGGAUUCUACGGGGAUGGUCCACUGCGACACAGCUGUCGGCACUCCAGACUACAUUUCUCCGGAGGUGCUGAAGUCUCAGGGAGGAGAUGGGUAUUAUGGAAGGGAAUGUGACUGGUGGUCCGUAGGCGUCUUCAUUUUCGAAAUGCUUGUGGGUGACACUCCUUUCUAUGCUGACUCCUUGGUGGGAACUUACAGCAAAAUCAUGGACCACAAGAACUCCUUAAAUUUUCCAGAUGAUGUGGAAAUCUCCAAAGAUGCCAAGAGUAUAAUCUGUGCCUUCCUGACUGACAGGGAUGUGCGGUUGGGCAGAAACGGAGUGGAGGAAAUCAAACGACACCCGUUCUUCAAGAACGACCAGUGGACAUUUGACACUAUCAGGGAUACUGUCGCCCCUGUGGUCCCGGAGCUGAGCAGCGACAUAGACACCAGUAAUUUUGACGAGAUCGAAGAUGACAAAGGCGACGUUGAAACAUUCCCCACACCUAAGGCUUUCGUCGGAAAUCAGCUACCAUUUGUUGGCUUCACCUACUUCAAAGAAGACCAGUUAUUAACUUCUGCCAACAAUUCCUCAGUGACACAUGAUAAUUCCAAAGGAGAGUCGGCAGCGCUUCAGAAGAAACUUCACCAUCUAGAGCUUCAGAUGAUUAAGGAUAAACAAGUUAAAGAUGAUCUGGAGAACAAAUGCAGAGCUGCAACUGUUCGUUUAGAAAAAAUAACCAAAGAACUUGAGGAAGAGGUUAGCAGCAGGAAGAGCCUGGAGUCAAAUCUGAGGCAGCUGGAGCGAGAGAAGGCCCUGCUGCAGCAUAAGAGCCUGGAGAGCCACCGCAAGGCGGAGAAUGAGGCUGACAGGAAGCGCUGCCUGGAGAAUGAAGUCAACAGCCUUCGAGACCAACUGGAUGACAUGAAGAGAAGAAAUCAAAAUUCACAUAUUUCCAACGAGAAGAACAUUCACCUGCAAAAACAGCUGGAAGAAGCCAACACGCUGUUGCGGGCCGAGUCUGAAGCAGCAACCAGGCUCCGCAAAGCUCAGACAGAUAGCAGCAAGCAGCUCCAGCAGCUGGAGGCCAACGUGCGCGAGGUGCAGGAUAAAUGCUGCCUGCUGGAGCGCAGCAAGCUGAGUCUGGAGAAGGAGUGCAUCAGCUUGCAGGCAGCGCUGGAGUCGGAGAGGAGGGAGCACCGCCAGGGCUCAGAGACCAUCAGUGACCUGAUGGGACGUAUUUCUGGGCUGGAGGAGGAGGCCCGCCAGCAGAGACAGGCCCUGUCCAAAGCUGAGACUGAGAAGAGGCAGCUUCAGGAAAAAUACACUGAUCAGGAGAAGGAGAUGAGCAACAAAGAGAUAGAACUGACCUACAAGCUGAAAGUUCUGCAGCAGGAGCUGGAGCAGGAGGAGGCCUCGCAUAAAGCCACCAGAGCUCUGCUGGCCGACAAGAGCAAGAUUAAAGUGACUAUCGAGGGCGCCAAGUCUGAGUCCAUGAAGGAACUGGAGCAGAAGCUGGCGGAGGAGCGAGCAGCUAAGCUGCGGCUGGAGAACAGAAUCCUGGAGCUGGAGAAACACGGCAGUAUGAUGGACUGUGACUACAAACAGGCUUUACAGAAACUAGAUGAGCUGCGCAGACACAAGGACCGACUCACAGAGGAGGUGAAGAACCUGACACUGAAGAUUGAGCAGGAGACCCAGAAGCGUAACUUGACUCAAAAUGACCUUAAGGCCCAGAACCAGCAGCUCAACAUUCUGAGAGCCUCAGAGAAACAGCUCAAGCAGGAAACAAACCACCUGCUGGACAUCAAACGCAGCCUGGAGAAGCAGAACCAGGAGCUGCGCAAAGAAAGACAGGACACAGACGGACAAAUGAAGGAGUUACAGGACCAGCUGGAGGCAGAGCAGUAUUUUUCCACACUUUACAAGACCCAGGUUCGGGAACUGAAGGAGGAAUGUGAAGAAAAAAAUAAACUCUACAAGGAGGUGCAGCAGUCUCUACAGGAGCUUCAAGAAGAGAGGGACUCCUUGGCAGCCCAGCUGGAGAUUACUCUGACAAAGGCUGACUCGGAACAGCUAGCCCGCUCUAUCGCUGAGGAGCAGUACUCUGAUCUGGAGAAGGAGAAAAUAAUGAAGGAGCUGGAGUUGAAGGAGAUGAUGGCUCGGCACCGUCAGGAGCUGGCUGAGAAGGACAUCACCAUCGGCUCACUGGAGGAGGCAAACAGGACUCUGACCAGUGAUGUUGCUAAUCUGGCCAACGAGAAGGAGGAACUGAACAACAAACUGAAGGAAGCAAUUGAAGAAUUGGAUAAGUCGAAGGAUUGGGAGCAGCAGAUCAGCCAGAUGAAGCAGUCAUUUGAGAAGCAGUUGCAGUCAGAGCGCACGCUGAAAACUCAGGCCGUCAAUAAGCUGGCAGAGAUCAUGAACAGGAAGGAAGUUCGUGGCGGAGGCAGCCGCCGUGGAAACGACACAGACAUGCGGCGAAAGGAGAAGGAGAACAGGAAGCUGCAGCUGGAGCUGAGGUCAGAGAAAGAAAAGCUCAACAGCACCAUGAUAAAAUACCAGAAGGAGAUCAACGAGAUGCAAGCACAACUAGCAGAAGAGAGUCAGAUGCGCAUUGAGCUGCAGAUGGCUCUGGACAGCAAAGACAGUGACAUCGAGCAGCUGAGGAAUCUGCUGCAGUCGCUCAGCGUUCAGUCCAUGGACUCUGCCAGCGUCAGCAGCGGGCCCGACUUUGAUACUGAUGAUGCUUACACAGAAACGAGGCUUGAGGGCUGGCUUUCUCUUCCCGUUAGAAACAACACUAAGAAGUUUGGAUGGGAGAAAAAGUACGUUGUUGUGAGCAGCAAGAAGAUUAUCUUCUACAACAGUGAACAUGACAGGGAGCAGUCCAUUCCCUGCAUGGUGCUCGAUAUAGACAAACUUUUCCACGUGAGGCCCGUCACUCAGACGGAUGUGUACCGUGCCGAAGCCAAGGAGAUUCCGAGAAUAUUCCAGAUCCUUUAUGCUAAUGAAGGUGAGAGCAAAAAGGAGCCGGAGUUUCCCGUGGAGCCGCUUCCCAUCGGAGAGAAGUCCAGCUACAUCUGCCACAAAGGUCACGAGUUUAUCCCCACACUCUACCACUUCCCCACUAACUGUGAGGCGUGCACCAAGCCGCUGUGGAACAUGUUCAAGCCGCCACCUGCUCUGGAGUGCCGGCGCUGCCACAUCAAGUGCCACAAGGACCACAUGGACAAGAAGGAGGAGAUCAUUGCUCCGUGCAAAGUGAACUACGACGUCUCCACAGCCAAGAACCUGCUGCUGCUGGCCUCCUCCCAGGAAGAGCAGCAGAAGUGGGUGAACCGGCUGGUCAAGAAGAUACCUAAGAAGCCUCCACCGGUGGAGCACUUUGGUCGCUCCUCGCCACGCACCUCCAUGAGAGUUCAGUCCAGCCAGUCGAUGAGGAGGCAGAGUCGACCGCUCCCCACCAGCAAAAGCAGCUCUCGGAGAUCAAAUGGGUUGGAAACAAAGCAUGAUGACUCCAGCAGCAUUUGGUACAACUAACGGCUCUUCGGAUCUUGUUCUCCAUGUAAAGUUCCUGAUUAACCCUGCUUGAUCCGUCUCCAAGGUGAUGCGGUUCGUUUCCUUUGAAGCUCCACCUGCAGAUCAGGAACUCCACAUCGAUUCACCUCAGUCCGUCUCCUGCUUCAUCCUGUGAGGAAACACUCUCCGUGUUGCUCAGCUCCUUUCAACCACUUCACAGCUACCGAGCUUGACUGUACUCUUUCCUUGCGAGCUGGUUGGCUUGUGAACAAAGUCUGCUGUGGUUCUGGAGUAGCUCCUUCAGCUCCCACCUAAAGCAGGAGAGCCAUUUGGAGAGGCUGGAUAUAUGGACAGGGAUUCACUUACCUCAAUGAAUCUCACCAGGAAACAGUCUGAUGGAGGGAACAUGCAGGAAAACCCCAGAACAUCACCUUUGGAGGUUCCAGUGGCCAAAAAUAAAACAUUCUGCUUAAAAACUGUGAACAGUUUGAAGGGUUUAAAGGGGGAUACGAGACCUAGAUGAUUCUGUUGGAUUUUAUUUUUCCCCCAAAUGUGUUUGUUUUCUCAACACGAUGAUUGUAACUUUUCGCUUUCCACACCUCUGGUUUCAGGUGAGUAACAGGACCCGAAUUAAGGUACAACAAGCUGUUAUUUCACAGAAGGGCACGGACUAUGGGGGGCAGUGUCUGAAUACUUCCUCUUCGGAGUAAAUCAUUCUCUGGGUGACUCUUAUUAUGAUUUCUGUGACUGAAACACUCGUUUUGUCUGCAGUUGUGGUUACAAAGUGAGCAGCAUCCUGCUCUGAUGGCAUUAAAAGGUGGAAUCGUACAAACCUGCACUGUCAGAUCCAAGGGAUGAUGUUUACCCGAAUGCACCGUUCAUGUUCUCCUUUCGUUCUGUUUGAAUGUAAAUCUGGUGGCACCCAGGCUUCGUAUUACCAAAUAUACUUGACUAAAGCUUUUAUUUUUCCAUCAGCUGCUUCGAUUGAACUUGCAUGCUUUUCACACGCCGUCACCCUGCCACAGGUUGAACGUAUGCAAACCUCGUCCUGAGCAGCACUAGUCCACUGAAGGUUUUGUCCUGAUAUUUUUGUAUUAAAAAUAUAAAACGUCUGUGUGUGUAUGUGGCUCAUACAAGCAACUGGAGAGUAAACUGUGUGUGUUUGUGUACCGACAGCUCCUCUUUAACCAAGAAGCAUGUUUUAUACAUAUAAAUAUCCACAGUAUAUAUUUUACAUGCCAUACUGUGCACAUAUUAUUUAUACAGCCUUGUCCACUUUGUAUUUAAGGGCCUUUACAUCCAGAUUGCAUGUUUGCUACCAAACAGCUCUAUAAUGAUAAUAUUAACCACUUAUCAAAAUAAAGACAUAGAUGUUUC